GCGAGGGACUGGGGAGAGAAACGGGAGAGGCAGGAGGGGGAGAGAGACUGGGCUGCUGCUGCUGCUGUGUGGCUGUUUCUUUACACUCGCUGGCAGGCUUGGUGCCGGCUCCCUCGCCUCCCGCCAGCCUGGGAAAGUGGGUUACAGAGCGAAGGAGCUCAGCUCAGACUCUGGGAGAGGAGCAUCCAGCCGCCGAGAGACGGAGCAGGAACCCCUUCCCGUGGCUUUCUCUUCAUCUUUUCUAGAGGGUUUUAUGUUUGUUCUCUCUCUCUCUGUCUUGAAAUUUUGUUGCUUUGACUUUUCCCCCCUUCUGCCUGGGCUUUAUGAGGGCUUUGUUAAGUCUUAGAGGGAAAAGAGACUGAGCGAGGGGAAGAGAGAGGCAAAGUGGAAAGGACCACAAACUGGAAAAGCCCGUUCUGCCUUCGCGGCCGAUGCCAGCCCUCUGUUUGUAAAGCCCUCUCCUCCGCGAGCAGCGCGCACACACACCCCUCCGGAGCACGCGGCGGACCCACAACUCCGCGUGGCCACCAUGGUCGGGAGAGUUCAGCCUGAUCGGAAACAGUUGCCGCUGGUCCUACUGAGAUUGCUCUGCCUUCUUCCCACAGGACUGCCUGUUCGCAGCGUGGAUUUUAACCGAGGCACGGACAACAUCACCGUGAGGCAGGGGGACACAGCCAUCCUCAGGUGCGUUGUAGAAGACAAGAACUCGAAAGUGGCCUGGUUGAACCGUUCUGGCAUCAUUUUCGCUGGACAUGACAAGUGGUCUCUGGACCCCCGGGUUGAGCUGGAGAAACGUCAUUCUCUGGAAUAUAGCCUCCGAAUCCAGAAGGUGGAUGUUUAUGAUGAGGGUUCCUACACUUGCUCGGUUCAGACACAGCAUGAGCCCAAGACCUCCCAAGUUUACUUGAUUGUGCAAGUCCCACCAAAGAUCUCCAACAUCUCCUCGGAUGUCACUGUGAAUGAGGGCAGCAAUGUGACCCUGGUCUGCAUGGCCAAUGGCCGUCCUGAACCUGUUAUCACCUGGAGACACCUUACACCUACUGGAAGAGAAUUUGAAGGAGAAGAAGAAUACCUGGAGAUUCUCGGCAUCACCAGGGAGCAGUCAGGCAAAUAUGAGUGCAAAGCUGCCAACGAGGUCUCCUCAGCGGACGUCAAACAAGUCAAGGUCACUGUGAAUUAUCCUCCCACCAUCACAGAAUCCAAGAGCAAUGAAGCCACCACAGGGCGACAGGCUUCACUCAAAUGUGAGGCCUCGGCAGUGCCUGCCCCUGACUUUGAGUGGUACCGCGAUGACACCAGGAUAAACAGUGCCAAUGGCCUUGAGAUUAAGAGCACGGAGGGCCAGUCCUCCCUGACGGUGACCAACGUCACUGAGGAGCACUAUGGCAACUACACCUGCGUGGCUGCCAACAAGCUGGGGGUCACCAAUGCCAGCCUAGUCCUUUUCAAACGUGUUUUACCCACAAUCCCCCACCCCAUUCAAGGCUCAAAUCAUUUCCUGAGGCCUCUGAAUACUGGGCAGUGACAACAUUUCUUCUCAUCAGCUUACUUGCACAUGGCCCUUCUUCAUAAUGCAAGUGCACCCAGAGAUGCCCUGACAUUGAGAAGGACUGUGGGUUUGGAAUGAGGCAAGGAAACCAGCCUCAGAAAGUUAAAAUGAAGUGAAACGAGGGAAAAGGACAAGGACAAACAACCAUUGUUUUGUUUUUAUGACUCUCAAGCAAAGAAUUCCUUUGAGCUUGGGGCUCUCUGGGCUCAAUCAGCCAAUCCUUUUCUGAUUACUGCCACUUUAAAAACAAAACAAAACAAAUCCUGGAAUGUGUCUCACUUGUUUGCCUCCCAUCUGAUUAUUUAUCCCAAGUGAACAGCCUUUCCAUUCACUAACCCCGUGUGGCAAGUGGGUUUGGGAAAUGUUGAGAUUAUCUUUCAGGUUCAGGCAUGGCACUGGGUUUGUUGACAGCUGCUUGCCAUUCCGUCCCUGUUUUUCCAUUGAUAAAACGCAUUGCACAUGGCUGGGUUUGCAUGAUUAAUACAGCUGUCCAAAGCUUUCUCUGAAAACAAAAAAACACCCCCCCCCCAAAAAAAAUUAAAGUUAAAAAAAUUAAAAUCCAAACCACAAACAAAUCAGGCUUGCAGAAAUCUGGAGUCAGCCUGGCAUGCUUCCUCCAAAGGGAGAGGGAUGUUCUUAUGGGCAUCACAGUAGUCUGGCAUCACAACAGCCGAAUUCUAUCUAUAGUAGAAAGAGGAGAAGUGCCUUCCCUCACCUGGUACUCCCAAGAAUGGGUUCUUGAAAUGGGAUAAAAGGAAAAAUUGAGAAAAACCCUGAACAUAUCCCACACUGUGAAGAUCCCCGGACAAAUCUACAGUUUUAUUUAUUGUCCAUAGGAUAGCAUCCUGGAUAUUAAUAAGAAAAUGCUUCUUUUCAGUUCCUUAAUAUAACAGUAUUUCACCUUGUCUAAUAAGGGUAAUAAUAAUAAUAACAACAACAAUAGCUGACAUAGUGGGCUUCUCAUACCAAUAAAAUUCUAAGGACUUGUGCAUGUAUUAACUCUAUUAAUCCCCACAACUCUAAGAAAGUAACAUGCAUCUUUUCCCACACUUUUUAAUGAUCAAAGGACAUUCAAAUUUCAAUCUACCCCUUGCUGCACCCAGACACAUAUAUAGAUCCAUAGUACAUUAUAAAUAACUGUUAAGUAUACAUUCAUGUUUAUUAAAUAUACAUCUGUCCAAUGAAUUUAAAAGCAUUUAUUUUAUGUAUUAUAAUGUUUAUAACACAAAAUACUCAGUUACUUUGAAUAUCCAUACACUUUUACACAGUCGAUUUUCAAAUAUCCUCAACACACAGAGAGCUGUAUGCCCAACUCACACAGAUUUAUAUGAAAACAUUCAUCUUUAAAAACACGAGCUGAGCUAUCUGGCAUCAGCACAUCUAAUUUCACACAUUUAUUCAGGCUGAUUUACAUACACACCUCUAUUAAUCAUGGAUAAUUACUAGCAUUGUUCUCUGUAAUUCAGUUUUUCCAACUGUGAAAUGGGAAAGAAAUUAUAUUUUUCAUGCCUACAAGCUCAAAGUGGUGUUUUAAAUAAUGUACAAAAGAGAGCUUCAAGUUCCCAGAAAGAAAGCAUAUUGAAUUUAAAAUAAUCAUAUUCAGAUACACAUAUUUCUUAUAAUUUAUAAAAGCACUGAUAUUUAGAGGUACGCUUGUAUCAUAUUGCAUGGACAUUAGCCAGAUAUAAGUUCAGUGUGCCUUCAUUAUAGUUUGCUGCAUUAUGGAUUCCAAGGAUGUCUGAAAUGCCCACGCUGCUACCAAGUUUAAAUAUGGAAGUAUCCCAAGGCCAAAUAAAAAAUGACUUUUUAUUAUUCUUUUACCAAUAUCAUAAUAUUACACUUCAGAGGAGCUGCAAAAUUCCACGGUUCCUUAUUAUGUAGCACCCACAGAUACACUUACACACUUCCAAUGGAUGCCCCGUGCCUGUUAUGCACAUUAGCACAUGUCAUACUAAUCCAAAGUCAUCAACCUAAAGCACUCGCCUUUUUGCUGGUCAAGGGUAGAAAGCGUGUCCUGGGAAGGAUUUCAGUUUUUAAAUAUAUCUCUCCUUUCCCACUAGCUGGCAGAAAAAAAGGGUCUUGUUUCUGCUGAUAGAACCUGGGCAGCCAUGUCAGCACAAAUUUACCAUGAGAUCAUUGGCCUUGAUUAAUACACAGGAAAAUAAUUAGGAGUUGACCUGAAUAACUGAUCCCCUGGCUCCUUUAUUGGGAACAACAGUCUGAUUUCCUCCUGAUUUUCUUUAGUGGUUGGGAAGCAAUUGGGAUAGUUGUACCAGUAUUUCAUAUGGAAUCAGUAAUUCACUUGUUAAUCCAAUGAUUUAGACUCAACUGUAAUAGUGAGGUGUGCUUCUCAUUUCUGAGUCUUACCUCUUCCUGCCUCUCUACUCUUCCUUCUGCUAUAUUUCCUCAAUUGUUCUUAUUCUCUUCCUGUUAAAAUUUGCUAGCAAGAAUAAAUCCGAAAUUUAUUCACACCAUUAUUUAAGUGACCAACAGAGGCUAGAGGUGUUAUUUCUUUCAGAAUUUACAUUUAGCUUUAAGCUAAAUGAAUAAAAAUCCUACAAUGUCAAUUUAAAGAUAGGAAAAUGUUUAGUCCUAGGACUCAUUUCUAAUGCUUUUUCCUUGUUUCCUAGUCUGGAUCUGCCUACACCAGUCAGCCUUUCCUGGUGAUCUUUCUCUACUUACACUUUGCUGUACUAUUUAGAUUUCUGGAGCCAAUAGGAACUUGAAAAUUAAUACUUUUUUUUUGAAAAUCCAAGCAUACUCUAAAUUUUAAUUUGAUGGAAAUAUUGCUCUUCUAUGUGCUUUAUGGAAAAAAAAAAUCUUUCAAAGUAACAAUUACAUUUGGGGAUUAAGUUUAAGUAAUUGGCAGUCUUGUCUUUUUAAUUAAAAGGAAUAAAGCUGCCUAAGAAGAGCUCAGUGAGAUCUGCAGUGAAAAAGUUGGCAUGCUGCCCCAAAGGGUGAGAAGACCAGACUCCUGAAUGGACAGAAAACUGACACAGGCUCCUCCAGUCUUUACAGCUCACCCCAAUGGAGCUUGCCCUUGCUGUUUGUGUCACAUGCCAUUUGGCAUGAGCAUAGCAAUCUGCUGUGGAAAGCACUGCAUGUGGACAGGAAGGAGGUCCUUUUGUUGGGAGCUUAGUUCUGGGAUCAGGGAUAUUGUAUGGAGCUAGAGUUCCUAAAGGAAGUGGUAGUACUUAGAGUCGAAAACAAACAAACAAACAUAUAUUCUGCUAAGUUUUGAAUUCUCAGGACAAUCCCAGCCUCUGACAAAUGUCAUAUCAUAGCACAAAAAGUAUAAACUUUAAUUUUAGUCUUUCCUUUGGCUUCCUCUUUGUUUUUCACCUGAAAUUCCUGUUUCUGAUACCUAUAUUUCUUUAUUUUCUUUUUCUCUACAUUUUCCAUCAUAUUCACCUUGCAUUACAUAUUAUACAUGUUUGCUUUGACAUCCUUCAAACAAAACUAAAGGAGACAUUUUGAUAAUAUUAACACUCACUUUGAAACAUUGAUUACUAGCCAUGCCAGCACCGUAAAGCCAUUAUAUUAUCCCUUCUAUCUGGAGGAAAUAUUGACUUCUGAAGAGGCAAGCUAAAGUUUAGUAGCAACUUCUCUUAACAGUCACUCUAUCCUCAUGAUGUCCUUUCAUCAUCAAAAGUUAUUUUUAGGCAUUAAAUUAGGAGUGCCUUUCUGGGGUGGGGGGAGUAAAAACAAUGUAAGAGAUCCCAUCUUAUACUUGCCCUUAUAUACUGCUGGGAAGAAACACACCUGCCGAGUUAGAACACAGCAUGACAUAAUGAGUUUGGAAUUCCAAUUUAAGGUGUUUGUAUGUACUCAGAUGCAUGAUGGGAGUAGGCACACUGCUCACUAGGGCUCCACGGAGAAUUAUCAGCGUAUAUCCACCACAAAUCAAUGUGGGGAGAGACCUUACAAGUCAUUUAUCAUGCUUCCUAAUUGGACCCUGGGGAGCCAGGCACCACCAUAGUUUACUAUAUGUUUUGCUUAUCAUUGUGCUGAUUGUAUAAGAAAAUGUUCCCCACAUCUUUAUAACACAUAUGUACAUUUAGCGCCUAGACAUUACCACUAACAUAGUACCUUUACAAUAAAUCGUAGCUAUCAGUCCAUUCUACUUUUUAUCUGCCCCAUACUCAGAUAUUCUGGCUUAACUACCCACCUCUAAACCUUGUAGUUGCAGUAUGACAUAUUUUACUGCCUAAGAGGACACCAUUUGGGGCAACAGAAGCAUACUGGGGCUUUAAAAAAGCUGUAAAAGCAGUAGAAGAUAACUGUGCCUUGGCUGAGUGUCCAUUCUGUUUACCAUCCCAUGCUCUUUAGCUCACACAGCAGUAAGCACUCCCAGCCAUGUUCUAUGUUGGAAAGUUGCUUGGCCAUUCUAAAAUGCUCUCUCAACUAUAUAUGGGGGUUUUGUAUGACUUGGAAGUGUGUGUGGGGGGGAGGGUGUUUGGAAGUCAGAAACAGCUAAAAAAGAAAAGAAAAAACAAAGCAGCAAUUUGCCCUUCUCUGUUGAAUCACAAGCUAGAGUAACUUGGGAAAUGUGUUUAUUUUUCUCCCUGGAGUUCCAGAACACAGGUAAGUUCAUCAUUGAAAUCUGUUAAGUGUAGCAGUGCUAAAAAGAUGGAAUGAUCCCAUUCAUUGGAGGCUGGUCUUCUGUUAGUAGAUCAACCUUCCCGUUCUUACUCAUUAAUAGUAUGACUUUUUAUUCUGCACUUAGGUGUACUCUCCACUUACUUUUGCCUUUGCUUUGUAUAGUUUCUUAUAGAGUUCACAUUUUCUUUUCUUUAUGAUUUCUAAUCAUUAGGAACACAAGGAAGAGCCUUCAUUCUUGAUGGGCAGUUAAAACUAGUUUUUGGCACAGGUUACUUUAUUGGAUAUGCACGAUAUUCUGAUAACACCAUUCAUUUACUCAAAGGAAUAUUAUCCUAGUACAUGCUCUGAGCUGAAUCUUGGAGAUGACAAUGGAGAACAAACCAGGUAUAGCCUCAGCGCUAAUAGAGUUUACAGACCAGAUGGAAAAAAUACACAAUGAAGCAAGCAACCACAGUAAACCUGAUUAAGUUCAUGCUAGGCUACCUGCCAGGUGUUUGGGGAGAAAAGAGCAGGGCACUUUAGCCAUCCUAGGCUAGGCAGGGAAGGCUUCCAGGUGAAAGUGAAGUUUAAAAAGAAAAAAGGGGAGAAUCGAGGAAAAAGCAGAUCAUCCCAGUGCAUCCAAAGGUCUAGAAUCCAGAAAGAACUUAACUGAUAGGGAUUUGACAUUAAGUCUAAUUAAUUUUGAAGUCUAGAAAAAAAAA
Microcebus murinus (gray mouse lemur) is the source of this 6852-nucleotide messenger RNA. The record is from RefSeq and is a predicted model, not a curated record. NCBI's taxonomy places the organism in Eukaryota, Metazoa, Chordata, Mammalia, Primates, Cheirogaleidae.